Molecule: messenger RNA, 1695 nt
Organism: Closterium sp. Naga37s-1
Lineage: Eukaryota; Viridiplantae; Streptophyta; Zygnematophyceae; Desmidiales; Closteriaceae
Source: the annotation of a GenBank genome assembly
AUGGCUGCGGAACACCUCAUAGGGCUUGUAGCGAGUGGGUUGUGCAAUAGUGAAGAUGGCUCGAUUUGGUCCCUGCUUUCCCCCAUCCCCUUCCCUGCUUCCCCCGAACCCCUUCCCUGCUUCCCCCCAUCACCUUCCAUGCUUUCCCCCAUCCCCUUCCCUGCUUCCCCCCAUCGCCUUCCUUGCUUCCCACCAUCUUCUUCCUUGCUCCCCCCCAUCCCUUUCCCUGCUUCCCCCCAUCCCUUUCCCUGCUUCCCCCCAUCCCCUUCCCUGCUUCCCCCCAUCCCCUUCCCUGCUUCCCCCCAUCCCUUUCCCUGCUUCCCCCUAUCCCCUUCCCUACUUCCCCCCAUCCCUUUCUCUGCUUACCCCCAUCCCCUUCCCUGCUUCCCCCCAUCCUUCCCUGUUUCCCCCCAUCCCCUUCCCUGCUUCCCCCCAUCCCUUUCCCUGCUUCCCCCCAUCCCCUUCCCUGCUUCCCCCCAUCCCCUUCCCUGCUUCCCCCCAUCCCUUUCCCUGCUUCCCCCUAUCCCCUUCCCUACUUCCCCCCAUCCCUUUCUCUGCUUACCCCCAUCCCCUUCCCUGCUUCCCCCCAUCCUUCCCUGUUUCCCCCCAUCCCCUUCCCUGCUUCCCCCCAUCCCUUUCCCUGCUUCCCCCAAUCCCAUUCCCUGCUUCCCCCCAUCCCCUUCCCUGCUUCCCCCGAACCCCUUCCUUGCUUCCCCCCAUCCCCUUCCCUGCUUCCCCCCAUCCCCUUCCCUGCUUCCUACCAUCCUCUUCCUUGCUUCCCCCCAUCCCCUUCUCUGCUUCCUCCCAUCCCUUUCCCUGCUUCCCCCCAUCCCGUUUCCUGCUUCCCCCCAUCCCAUUCCCUGCUUCCCCCCAUCCCCUUCUCUGCUUCCCCCUAUCCCCUUCCCUGCUCCCCCCCAUCCCCUUCCCUGCUCCCCCCCAUCCCCUUCCCUGCUCUCCCCCAUCCCCUUCCCUGCUCCCCCCCAUCCCCUUCCCUGCUUCCCCCCAUCCCCUUCCCUGCUUCCCCCCUUCCCUUUCUCUGCUUACCCCCAUCCCCUUCCCUGCUUCCCCCCAUACACUUCCCUGCUUCCCCCCAUCCCCUUCCCUGCUUCCCCCCAUCCCUUUCCCUGCUUCCCCCAAUCCCAUUGCCUGCUUCCCCCCAUCCCCUUCUCUGCUUCCCCCGAACCCCUUCCCUGCAUCUCCCCAUCCCCUUUCCUGCUUCCCCCCAUCCCCUUCCCUGCUUCCUACCAUCCUCUUCCUUGCUUCCCCCCAUCCCCUUCUCUGCUUCCUCCCAUCCCUUUCCCUGCUUCCCCCCAUACCUUUCCCUGCUUCCCCCCAUCCCCUUCUCUGCUUACCCCCGUCCCCUUCCCUGCUUCCCCCUAUCCCCUUCCCUGCUUCCCCCCAUCCCCUUCCCUGCUCCCCCCCAUCCCCUUCCUUGCUUCCUCCCAUCCCCUUCCCUCCUUCCCCCCAUCCCCUUCCCUCCUUCCCCCCAACCCCUUCUCUGCUUACCCCCAUCCCCUUCCCUGCUUCCCCCUAUCCCCUUACCUGCUCCCCCCCAUCCCCUUCCCUGCUUCCCCCCAUCCCCUUCCCUGCUCCCCCCCAUACCCUUCCCUGCUUCCCACCAUCCCCUUCCCUGCUUUCCCCCACACCCUUCUCUGCUUCCCCCCAUCCCCUUCCCUGCUUCCCCCCAUCCCCUAG